GGAACUGGACCACCCUAACCUGUGUAAGUUCUUUGGGGGCUGUGUGGAGAUUCCUAACGUAGCCAUCAUCACAGAGUACUGUCCUAAAGGAAGCCUGAAUGAUGUCCUGAUGAACGAUGAGAUACCUCUCAACUGGGGAUUCAGGUUCUCCUUUGCCACAGAUAUAGCCCGGGGAAUGUCCUACCUCCACCAACACAGGAUCUGUCAUGGCCGCCUCAAAUCACUCAACUGUGUUCUGGAUGACCGCUGGGUCUGCAAGAUCACUGAUUACUGUCUGACCAUCUAUCGAAGGGAGGAUGCAGCGGAACCCCUGUCAUCCUAUCAGAUGAGACUGAGAGAGGUGUACACGCCUCCUGAGUGCCAGACAUCCAACCAGGAACCGACCCUGCCCGGGGACGUCUUCAGCUACUCUAUAAUUCUGUUGGAGAUAGCCACUCGCAGUGACCCUGUCCCGGUUGAGGACAGUUCUCUCGAGAGUGCUUGGUGCCCCCCACUCCCAGAACUAAUCUCCGGCAAGGCCGACAACACCUGUCCCUGUCCCGCAGAGUACGUCGAGCUCAUCAGAAGGUGCCGGUCUCAUAACCCAGUCCACCGGCCCACCUUCGAGCAGAUCAGGAAGUUCGUCUAUCGGAUCAACCCCAAUAAAGUUAGCCCUGUGGACAUGAUGAUGAACCUGAUGGAGAAAUACAGUAAGCACCUGGAGGUCCUGGUAGCAGAGAGGACCCAGGAUUUGAUGCAUGAGAAACAGAAGACUGACCGACUGCUCUACAGUAUGCUCCCGAAGCAGGUAGCUGACGAUCUGAGGCAGGGGAAACCAUUGCAGGCCCAGAGUUAUGUGAGCGCUACUGUCUUCUUCAGUGACAUCGUAGGGUUCACCCACCUCUCCAGCACCAGCACUCCUUACCAAGUGGUCGACUUCCUCAAUAAGCUCUACACGACUUUUGAUGACAUCAUCGACAACUAUGACGUGUACAAGGUGGAGACCAUAGGGGAUGCCUACAUGGUGGUGUCUGGGAUACCCAGGGAGAAUGGGAUCCAGCACGCAGCAGAGAUCUCCAGCAUGGCUCUGGACCUGGUCGGUGUGUGUCGGACCUUCAGGAUACCACACAAACCCAACACACAACUACAGAUACGGGCUGGGAUACACUCAGGUCCAGUGGUAGCCGGUGUGGUCGGGACCAAGAUGCCUCGCUACUGUCUGUUUGGAGACACGGUCAACACCUCCUCUAGGAUGGAGUCCACCAGCGAGGCCCUCAAGAUUCAGGUCAGCUCCAGUACAUUCUACCUCCUAGAGGAGAUAGGAGGAUACCUGCUGCAAUGUAGAGGGAUGCUGCAAGUCAAGGGUAAAGGGGACAUGGUAACCCAUUGGUUGGAAGGGAAGCUGCCUCUCCAGCCCAGUAAGGACCCUGGUGUGAAGGACCCCAUUAAGGACCCCAGCACUAAGGUGGCCAGCAGGAAGCCUACAUCCAGUAUGUCUGUGCUGGACACGGACAGAGACAGAGAGCUGGAGAGAAGAGAGAGGACGGGAGAGAGAGACAGAGAGAAAGAGAUGUACGCCUCAAUCCCUGGGCUCCUCAACCAUGACCUGUUGCAGGACUCAGCCUGACCCCUGACCUCUAACCCAUUCCACUGUUGUGUACUCUUAUAAAUGAAUCCUCUCUAUAGUGUCUGCUAACACUUCCUAUCCACGUCGGUGUAUUUGUAUCUAUUGUGUGUCUGUUUUGACUAUUCUGUUUAAUUGUCUUUAUCCGAUAAGGCGUUAAAUAUCUAGACAGCUGUUUUUCAAAAAGUAUAAUAUUGAGUUCGAUCAAUUAAAUGUGUGUUUAUUUAGUGACAAAGUUUAAACGUUUAAAGUAUUUAAUUUAGUUAUUCGAUGGUAUGACGACGCUGAAUAAAAAACA
Messenger RNA from Oncorhynchus masou masou (cherry salmon), 1901 nucleotides. Its product is annotated as atrial natriuretic peptide receptor 2-like. Gene Ontology annotation, molecular function: guanylate cyclase activity; peptide receptor activity; ATP binding. The record is from RefSeq and is a predicted model, not a curated record. The transcript is spliced from 13 exons. Gene Ontology annotation, biological process: protein phosphorylation; cGMP biosynthetic process; intracellular signal transduction. Gene Ontology annotation, cellular component: plasma membrane. NCBI's taxonomy places the organism in Eukaryota, Metazoa, Chordata, Actinopteri, Salmoniformes, Salmonidae. The annotation marks the transcript as partial.